AUGUCUUGUCCCACCCUGCGUGUUCUGGUUCAAGCACCUAAGCAGAGAUCAGAUUCCCAGAAAGGUACAAUCGAUACUGAAGGAAGGUACUUCGUCAGUCAUCCAUCCCCUUAUUUCGAAGUUGUGUCUAUAUCUACCCCCGACCAGGAACAUGGGGAUAUGUAUCGUACCACUAUUGUCCUGCAAGGAAACAAUACAUGUACGACACCGGGUGUCUCUGUCCUGCAAUCUGCACAUCAUGUGAUCACUGUAAUCCUGUUCGGGCUCUCCUUGACAGCAGCUGCAUCACACGGUCGGCGAAGUUCUUACUUUGUAACUAGUCUUGUCUUGUCCGUCUCCAAUCAGAAGUGGUGGGAAGAGGACUGGUGGUGGGGCAUGGCCAGUUCAACACGGAUAACACUCGGACCGCCGUCCAUCCCUCCCCCCUGGCUCGCUCCAAGGAGGAACAUACCCAAAUCACAAGAUGGGUUUGUCCGUCGUCAUCAUGCUGCCAGUGGCUUGGAUCAGCAUGUCAACCAUCAUCCAUCAUCCAGCCUCUGGAAUUGGGGAAACAUUGGGAUAGAAAAGGAUCUUCCCAGUGGCGUACUCGUUAAGGGUCCCCCUACGGCGUUAUAUUCGGCCGACAUCGGAUGGGGAUCUAAGUUGAAGUUGACUUCGACGCUCAACCCAAGUCAACAACUUCUACGCCACUCUGGGGUCCUUGGUCUUCUUAUCCAGUUUUGGCCUGUAGACGAUUCUAACCAGGUUAAUCAAGCAGGUCUUCCGAAUGAUGGAUUCGGGAGGCCCCCAAUUAGGCAGAUACUGAGUACUACUACUAAGUCUACAAUUUCUUUCCAUCUCUAUAAGCUAACCGCAGCUCCUGCAUGCAACUUUCGUCACCUGAACGAAAGGAGGCCAAGACCGUAUAAGCAAAACCUAACCUACCGAUACACAGGCCGAAGGCCAACGUUGUAUGGCUUGCUAGAAAAGUCGGAGCGGAACCUCGAGGCAGCGACAAUGUUCACUUCCACCUUUACGCAGCGAUAUGAGCCAUCUAUAAACAUCGUAGCUCACCGGCUUGGAGACAUCGGCCCCGUCAUCACUGCAAGUGUUGGUGUAGUGGCUGAGAGUGGGACAACACCUGGCCCUUAG
This is a messenger RNA of Aspergillus niger, 1131 nucleotides long. RefSeq lists its product as hypothetical. The coding region runs from base 1 to 1131 and encodes 376 amino acids. Lineage: Eukaryota; Fungi; Ascomycota; Eurotiomycetes; Eurotiales; Aspergillaceae. The record is from RefSeq and is a predicted model, not a curated record. The transcript has 7 exons.